CUUUUUACAAAUGUUAUGAUUAAAGUUCAACGUUCAAUUACUUUGCUGAGCGUUUAGCAUCGGAAACAUUCCUAUAAAUACGAUCUUGUCUAUCUAUCAACAUGGGUUUAUGCCUCUCUAAACGAGCAUUAACAUUAACAGAAAAGGAAGAAAUUUAUAUCAUUGAGGCUGAACAAGAAGUGAUGAAUAAAGGACUUAAUGGUAUAAAUGAAUUCUACAAUAAUCAAAUCGAGAAGUGGCAUCGUGAGCUUUCCCCAUUACAUGUUGGUUUACUUGGAUUGAGCGGAUCAGAAAAAUCAUCUUUCAUCAACGCUCUCACUGGAUUUGAAGAUGGCCACGACAACUCGACAGAUGCAUCCCCUACAGAAAGAACAAAGUAUUCUCAGUUGAAUGGUCCAGAACUUAUAUCUGACAAAAAGAAAAAGAAGAAUCCUGCAAUUUAUCGUUAUGCUAAAAACAAAAACAUCAUCUUCUGGGAUUUACCUGACAUCAAAACAUUAACUUGUUCUUCAUCAUCAUGCCUUUGUUGUUCAGUAUCUUGUUCAAUAUCUUGUUGUUUACCAUCAAGAUGCUGUUUUGGCUGUGAUGAGUCGCCCUGUGCUGAGAAUUUUGACGCAUUUGUCAUUUUUGUCAAAUCAAGAAUAUCUGAUAUAGAGAAAAAAAUAGCCGAAAAUGUUUCAAAAAAUCUCCGCAAACCUUUUAUUUUUGUUUGCACCCUUGCUGAAGACGACAAAAAAAAUGUCAAGAAAGAUAAGGAAGCUAUGCUAAAAAAAAUCAAAACAAUUUGCUUUGACUUUGUUAAAGAUAUGGUUAUGGAUGAAUCUGAUAUUUUCGUAAUUGACAGCAAAUUCAUGAAUAAAAAUCUAAUUGAAGAUAUCAUCCUGAAGCUGAUGAAACGUCGAAAAGACUUGUUUGUGAAUUAUUUGAAUUAUGCCAUUUUCGUAAAUACUAAGGAUACCAAAAAAAUCUUUCAACAAGCUCAGAAACACGGUGUUGAUAAUAUUCUGGAUUUUUACAGCAAUGAUUCAAUUCCUUUGUGGACGGACACCGAGAUUAAUUUUGCCAUAACAGGAGACUCUGGAACAGGGAAAUCGUCUUUCAUCAACGCUGUGAGAGGAAUUGAAGCUCAUGCGAAAGAGGCUGCACCCGUUGGUGUUACAGAAAUGACAAAUAAGCCCACUAGAUAUUCACACCCAAAACAUGAAAAUAUUAUUUUCUGGGAUCUACCUGGUAUUGGAACACCUAAAUACCCCAAUUAUAAAGAGUACUAUAAGAAAGUUGGUGGUCUGGAGAAGUAUGACGCUUUUCUCAUUUUUUGCAAAACACGAUUCACUCAAAAUGACAAAGUGUUGGCUGAGAAAGUUUCAAAAGAGCUCAAAAAGCCUUUCUUUUUUGUUCGCACCAACAUUGACAGCGAACUCAAGAAUGCGAAGGAUGACGAAGGACCAAAGUUUGAUGAAGCAUCUGUCAUGAAACGUAUGAGGGAAAAUUGUUUGAAAAGCUUAGGAGAUUCGCUUCACGAUGAAAAAGAUAUCUUCUUGAUUGACAAUAAAAUUACAGAGAAAUACGAUUUUCAAGGUUUGAAGGAAUCGAUUGCUGAAGCGUUAUCUAAAGGAAAAAAAAAGAGUUUUGUUGAUUCCUUGGAAAAGUUAACUCAUACAAUAAUAAGAAUUAAAGCCAACAUUUUGAAAGAUGAAUUAUCCAAAGUAAUUGUUUUACUGAUGAUUGCUGAGUCUGAGCCUGAAGUCUUUAAGAAUCUGAUUUUGCAAGAAGUCAUUCGAUAUCAUCGUGUGUUUGUACAGCUUGGAAAAAAAGAAGAAGAGCUCCUCAAGAAUGAACACCUUAAAGAAAUAGAACAAGAGCUCAAGAAAGAAAUGUCUGUUAGAAAUUCUACAGAUGAAGAAAACAUCGAGGAAAGAAAACCAGAGUCUGUUGGAAAUUCUUUAGAUGAAAAAAACAUCGAGGAAAGAAAACCAGAGUCUGUUGGAAAUUCUAUAGAUGAAGAAAGCAUCGAGGAAAGAAAACCAAAGUCUGUCGGAAAUUCUACAGAUGAAGAAAACAUCGAGGAAAGAAAACCAGAGUCUGUCGGAAAUUCUAUAGAUGAAGAAAACAUCGAGAAAAGAAAACCAGAGUCUGUUGGAAAUUCUAUAGAUGAAGAAAUCAUCGAGGAAAAAAAACCAGAGUCUGUUGGAAAUUCUAUAGAUGAAGAAAACAGCGAGGAAAGAAAACCAGAGUCUGUUGGAAAUUCUAUAGAUGAAGAAAACAGCGAGGAAAGAAAACCAGAGUCUGUUGGAAAUUCACCUGCUAAAGUGCAAUGGGCGUAUAAUUAUCUCAUAGAUUGCAUUAACAAUUUGGAAAAUCAACUUGCAUGCAAGAACUAACUUCCAAAAUGUUUUCCACAUUACGAAAUAUUGCUAAGUCAAUCAGUAGACAGCACGAAACAUAUUAAUCUCAACUUAAUAUAUCUCUAUAUCUCAUGUUUCAUCUCAAAUUAAUAAAUGCACAUAGUAUAAAAUCUUGCCAUUAAAAAUAUAGUUGUUAGGGUGUUUUUUUAAUGACAAAAACACGAAGAUUCAAUUUUUCUGUAAUUCUUUAUUGACUUUUCACGAAAUUUGAGGUUAAAAUCAAGCGCACGAAAUUUUCUAUUUUUUAUUUUGUUGACAACAUCCUUAGAAAAUUAGAAAAUUAAAGCGUGAUUUGCAAAUACUAAUCCAAGUAGAUUCACUCGUUUCAGUCACCUCUAGAACGCAAGCUCAUUGGAUGGUGCUCUAUCAACGCGACUGAAAUGGCUCAUUUAAGACGACUCAAACAACUCGGACGACUUUCUGAGAACCAGCAUGUUAGUAGAUGUAGAUCGUGUGCGUUUUAUUAAAGUCCUGAGAAGGACUGUUGUUCAGUGUU
This is a messenger RNA of Xenia sp. Carnegie-2017, 2901 nucleotides long. RefSeq lists its product as uncharacterized. NCBI's taxonomy places the organism in Eukaryota, Metazoa, Cnidaria, Anthozoa, Malacalcyonacea, Xeniidae. The coding region runs from base 102 to 2381 and encodes 759 amino acids. Gene Ontology annotation, cellular component: membrane. Gene Ontology annotation, molecular function: GTP binding. The record is from RefSeq and is a predicted model, not a curated record. The transcript has 5 exons.